AUGGACAGCGUGGACAGUCUGAUUCUGAAGCUGCACGAUGUAAACGCGGUGAAAUUUGGGGAAUAUAAGCUGAAAAGUGGCAUGAUGACGCCUAUUUACAUCGAUCUGAGAGUGUUGGUGUCUCAUCCAGCGCUUAUGAACCAGGUUGCCACACUUAUUUACCAGAAGGUGAAGGAUGAGAAUCUCCAGUUUGACUCUGUGUGUGGCGUCCCUUACACAGCUCUGCCUUUGGCCACGAUUAUCUGCUCCAGACACGAGCUGCCGAUGCUCAUCAGGAGGAAAGAGGCCAAGGACUACGGCACUAAAAAGAUGGUGGAGGGAAUUUGUCGAGAAGGGGACAUUUGUCUCAUCAUUGAAGACACGGUGACCAGUGGGACCAGUAUUCUGGAGACGGCUGAAGUGCUUUACAAAGAAGGACUGAAGGUGACGGAUUCGAUAGUUCUGAUGGACCGGGAGCAGGGAGGAGUGGAGAUGCUGGCCUCGGAGGGGAUCCGUCUGCACCCCAUCAUCUCCAUGUUCAAACUGCUGAACGUGCUGCAGGCGGCCGAGCGAAUCGACGCCCAGACGGCUCAGAGCGUUCGCAAGUUCAUCCUGGAGAACAACACUUUCAGACCCAAAGAGGAGGAGAACGGCAACGGCGAAUCCCGUCCCAAGAAGCCAUGCAUCGAGCACAAAGAGAUGACUUAUGCAGAGAGAGCCAAACUACCAAACAUUCACGCUCUCGCAUCCAAGUUGCUGACCGUCAUGGAGGAGAAGCACUCCAACCUGUGCGUGUCGGCCGACGUGACCAGCACCGAGGAGUUAUUGGAGAUCGCGGAGUCCCUCGGCCCCAAGAUCUGUCUGCUGAAAACUCACAUCGACAUACUCAAGGACUUCACAAGUGAAACUGGUCAGAAGCUGCAGGCCGUAGCCGAGAAACACAACUUCCUCAUCUUUGAAGAUCGAAAGUUUGCCGACAUUGGGAACACAGUCAAGCAUCAGUAUGAAGGGGGGCUGUACCAGAUCUCCUCGUGGUCCCACAUGGUAAACGCCCACGUGGUGCCGGGUCCAGGGGUGGUGCGGGGGCUCAGUGCGGUGGGGAAGCCUCUGGGUCGAGCGUGUCUCCUGAUUGGACAAAUGAGUUCUCAGGGAGCACUGGCCACCGGGGACUACACGCAGGCGGCGGUGAAAAUGGCCGAGGAGAAUUCUGAUUUCGUGAUGGGAUUUAUCUGCGGCGGGAAGUUGACGACCAGGCCAGAGUUUAUCCACAUGACCCCCGGAGUGCAACUGCAGAGCGGAGGAGAUGGUUUGGGGCAGCAGUACUCCACCCCAGAGAACGUGAUCCACAGCAAAGGCUCUGACGUCAUCAUCGUGGGACGCGGGAUCCUGGAGGCCCCCGAUAGGCUGAAAGCUGCCGAGGCGUACAGGAAGUCUGGCUGGGACGGCUACACACGGCGACUGGCUUUGAAUCAACAAUAG
Messenger RNA from Knipowitschia caucasica, 1458 nucleotides. The record is from the annotation of a GenBank genome assembly. Lineage: Eukaryota; Metazoa; Chordata; Actinopteri; Gobiiformes; Gobiidae.